Molecule: messenger RNA, 6573 nt
Organism: Laetiporus sulphureus 93-53
Lineage: Eukaryota; Fungi; Basidiomycota; Agaricomycetes; Polyporales; Laetiporaceae
Exons: 10
Coding region: 1-6573 (2190 amino acids)
Molecular function (GO): ATP-dependent chromatin remodeler activity; methyltransferase activity; ATP binding
Source: RefSeq, a predicted model, not a curated record
AUGGCACGAGCACAAAGGUCUGCCACCGCGCGGGGCCGGAAGUCCAUCACCUCCUUCUUAAAGGGUUCUGCAAAGUCUGAACCUGAUGCAGAUGCAGCCAGCAGCGACUUCGAGGCUUUUGAGAUCGACGAAGAAGUCGAGAAACCCACCGCUAGAACAAGCAAGAGCUCAGCGCUAGCUCCAGAUGCGUCGGAUCUUCCUCCAAUUUAUAACAUACCAGCCAUCUUCUCUGAUCUGGUCGUACGCGCUCCCCAGAUCAAGGCAGUGGCACAGCACCUGCAAGGCCGCAGGAUGCGCGUCGCCACAAUGUGUUCCGGCACAGAGUCUCCCCUCCUCGCGCUCGACCUCAUUCGUCGAUCCAUACUCGAGCACUAUCACCUGAAGCUCGAGUUCGAACAUGUCUUCUCGUGUGAGAUCGAGCCUUUCAAGCAGGCGUACAUUGAGCGGAACUUCCAACCGCCCCUGCUGUUCCGUGAUGUCUGUGAGCUUGGGGACACACAUGCUACGACAGCGUACGGGUCCCUAGCGCCCGUCCCCGGAGACGUCGACAUCCUCAUCGCGGGUACCUCCUGCGUCGACUACUCCAACCUCAACAACGAAAAGCAAGACAUCGACGCGAAUGGCGAGUCUGGAAGGACAUUUCGCGGGAUGAUGUCCUGGGUGAAGAAUCACCGACCACCCUUGGUCAUUCUGGAGAACGUGUGCUCGGCACCUUGGGAGCGCGUGGUCGAAUACUUCGAGAAGAACAAAUACAGUUCCCAGUUCUUACGAGUUGAUACAAAGGACUUUUACAUACCCCAUACCCGUACCCGUGUAUACCUCCUAGCUGUCGACCAGCGAAACUCGGAUCUUCCAGAUGAGUGGGCAAAGCUUCUCAACAAGCUCAAGCGACCCGCAUCGUCCACUCUCGAUGCCUUCCUGCUCCCCUCCGACGACCCCCGUAUCCAUCAGGCACGCGAGAAGCUCGUUUCCGAAAGCUACAACGCAGUCGACCGACGAAGAGGCCGGACAGACUGGGGCCGGUGCGAGUCCCGUCACCAACGCGCGAGACUGGAGGAGGAGCUCGGCUCGAAGCGCCCGCUAACGAGCUGGGACGAAGGAGGUUUCUGUAAGCUGCCAGACUUUGCGUGGAACGACUGGGGAGUCGGGCAGGUGGAGCGUGUCUGGGACUUGAUGGACAUUAGUCUCCUCCGGUCUGCAAAGAAAGGCGUCGAUCCGUCAUACAAGACGCAAGUAUGGAACCUCUCGCAGAACGUCGACCGGUCCAUCGGGUCAAACAAAGUCGGCAUUUGUACAUGCCUGACACCCUCCAUCAUUCCGUACAUCACGAAUCGCGGCGGACCCAUGGUCGGCAUCGAGGCGCUCUCUAUGCAGGGCUUGCCUGUGGAUGAGCUGCUCCUGACGCGCGAGACGGAGGACCAGCUCACUGACCUCGCGGGGAACGCGAUGUCCACGACCGUCGUCGGCGCGUGCAUCGUGGCCGCGCUCAUCGUAGGCAGGAAGCUGCUGAAGGAGGGCAACGACGCGAGCACGUACGAGUCCCGCAACGACACGUCGAUGGAUGUGGAUGUUGACAGGAAGGACGUGGACGACUCGAUGAACGUCGACCAGGCGCCCGAUGACAUCCCUGUUCCCGUUGAGGACCGUGUCUCCGGGGAGGACCAACUUGUAGACCAGCCGUUGGACCUAGCGUCAACCUCCGUGGUCCCUUUCGCGACGCUCCUCGACAAGGCGGUGAAGAGCGCGCGUCUGUGUGAGUGUGAGGGCCGGAAGGACAUUACUGACCGCCAGGUGAAUCGCUGCAAGGACUGCGGCUCGUCGUCCUGCGUCAAGUGCGGUGGUCGGCCGGAGCACAACUUUGAACCCAUCGACGUCCAGGCACAUCCACGGAUGCCUCCAACGGCUUUUGCGAAGGAGCUCAAGUCGACGCUCCCCAUGUGUCUUAUCCUGUCCAACGUCUCCCAAGCAUUGCUCGACAGCCUCAAGGAGGCAUCUGGAGUCUCCAUCCCAAGCAAACGCUGGUCGAGCUGGUGCGAGGCCGUCCUCCGCAUCUCCCAGCACGAGCUGCGAUUCGUCGAGCCAAAGCGACAAGACAUCUGGGUGGCGACGUACCAGUCGCCGGUUGCGUAUCUGGAGCUCCUGCUCUACCCUCAGGAAGCCGAGUGGCGCCUCUUCGCGAAGCCGGAGGAGAACGAGCCAGCGAACUCGGAGCUCCGCAGGCUGCUGGAGGCACCUGUGGGCAGGAUGGCCUGCCGGGGCGGGCUGUUCGCGGGGCGGUGGGACUUUGCGCUGCCACACGCUACCUCUGUGCGUAUCACGAUCUCUGGCAGCGAGCCCGUGCCGUCUUGGGAGCAAAAGCUCGGAUUGCAGGGCGACGAGUUUAAGGACAAGAUGAUCAACUCGAGGCUUGAGAUCAGCGUUGCGCAGGAGGAUGUGGUACACUUUGAUAGGGAUAUCUCUGGUGCAUAUACGUUGUUGGAUAAGUGCGGCACCGCGAACUCUGCGUUGCAUAACAAGGAGUCUGACGAGCGCGACUCCCACCUUCCGCCGCUGUUCUUGUUGUUCGACCCGACGCGGUGCGGAGAUCCAACGGACGACUGCUUCGUGAUCUCCAUCAGCAACCGGCGUUACGAAUAUGGCGAGACACGGCCUCUCGUUUGCAAGUUUGACUCAAAGUGGAGGCAGUCCGAUACUGUGGAAGAGCAGAGCAUCGAGUGCCACUUUCUUCAGAAGUGGAUCGAGUCGCCUGAGACGCGUCUGACGGCCGUGGCCGGCCACGAAGCGCACUUCGCUGUGCCAGGAGACCACCUCACCGUCAGCACCUCAAACGACUCCUGCUCCAGCGCGAACGCCCUGCUUGUGUGCCGCGUCCCACUCCUUGGCCAGGCAGGCCCGGAGUGGCCUCGCGGUGCCUGGCAGGAGGUCGACAAGGUGCACGAGCACGUCACGUUCAAGGCCCUUGCGUGGCUCAUUGAGCGCAUCCGUAACGUCGGCGAUCAUUUCGGCCAGUGGCAGGACGCGGGGGUGGUACAUGACCACCGCGUCAACUGCGAUCGCUGCGCACCCACCGCGCCCGACCUGCGUUGGACCAGGAAGAAGCUCAGGAUCGUGGCGAUCGAGGACACGGUGCAGGCUGGAGAGUAUGAGCGCAGGCUGAAGCGCCGCCCUGCGCCGUUCGUCACGCAGCUCAAGCUCGAGGAAAGCGGCGUCGGUGUGGUCCGCAUCGGUGUGAACAUUACAUCGCUCAUGCACCGGGCCAUGUCUCGUCUUCCCUCUGCCGGUCGAACAGGAGAAAUCAAGACCUCGUGGUGCCUGACGACCGACUUCAUCCCAGCAGCGAAGAUCAAUUUCCCAAAGUUCAAGCUCUCAAGCAAUCGGCACGACGUACAACACGCGCAGCCUCCUAGCUUCAUCACUGACUUGCGCCCGGAGCAGCUGCGUUCGCUCACGUGGAUGUUGGCCCAGGAGGAGCCGGACGCGCCUCCGUUCAUCGAGGAGGAGAUCUCGGAGGCGAUUUUGGAGCCGCUUGGAUGGAGGGCGGAAGGCCGUGUGCAGAGGCCGGUUCGUGUCAGAGGGGGCGUGCUUGCGGAUGAGGUUGGGUACGGGAAGACUGCCAUCACGCUCGGUCUUAUCGACUGCACCUCGGAGAGCGUCAAUGAGGAGUUCAAGAAGAUGGAGAACAUGAGGGGUAAGAUCCCGGUCAAGGCGACGCUUGUGGUUGUUCCUCCUCAUCUGACAAGGCAAUGGGGCUCCGAGGUGGAGAAGUUCACAGGAAAGCGGUUCAAGGUCGUCAUACUCAUGACCGUUAUGAACCUGAACUCCUUGACCAUCGAGGAUGUCCAGGAAGCGGACAUUGUUGUCGUCGCCUCCAACUUGUUCCACAGCAGCGUCUAUCUGGCGAAUCUGGAGAGUUUCGCUGGCGGCGGUAGUCUCCCUGCUCAAGAUGGCAGAUACUUCAACGCGAGGUUGGAAACCGUGCUUGCGUCGCUCCGUGGACAGGUCGACCGGCUUAGAGAGGAGGGUGCGCAAGCCGUGAUGGAGAAGAUCGACGAGGGCAGGAAGCUAGACGAGGACGAAAGUAACCUCCUGCUCUCCACGAAGCGACUCAAGGGUAAGACCUACCGUCAGGCAGCCGAGGACGCAGAAGGUGCGGCGAAGCCGGAGUUCAAGCCGGAGCUCCCAGAAAUGAAGAGCUCGCGAAGAAGGAUGAUCAUGGAGGUCGUCAUCCCUCCUCUGCCCAAGCGCAGCAAGUCGCCUUCAGCGAUGAGCAUCGUAUCGUUUUCUGCGCCUGAGACGACAGAAGGAGAGGACGACUGGGAUGCGCCCACCAGGCCACGUCACCGUCGAAGCUGUCAGAGGCGCCCGAUAUUGAUUUCCGACGACGAAGAGGAGGACGCCCAGUCUGACGACGACUUUGUGCCUGACGAGGACGAGCCAAAGGUGAGACGCUCCGCGAGGAAGGCAGUCUACGUCAAGCGGUCUAGGAAGUCGCAGGAUUCGGAUUAUGAAGAGUUUUCGGCGGAGGAGACUCAGUCCGAGGACGAGAUGGCCGUCGACGACGUGGUCACAUCGGAUGACGACUACUCCAGCAGAUCGUCCAAGCCGCCAACAGCGAGGAACAUCGUGAAGGGUAGCAAGAAGUCUGCAGCCGCUUCGGACAGCGAUGCCAUGGACAUCGACGGGCCAUCCUCUUCAAAGCGCAAGGCGAAAAAGGCUGUCAAGAAGCGCAAAGCUCAGGAUGACGGCGAGAGGCCCACGAAGAAGAAGAAAGAAGUCAAAGACCCGUGGAAGCUGGGGUCGAUUGCAGUGAGUAAGGACUGGACGCGAAUGCAAGCGCCGCCGCUCGAAAUAUUCCACUUCUCCCGGAAGGUCGUCGACGAGUACACGUAUCUCGAUGGGAUCAUCCAUUCCAUGGUUACGAACAUCACGGCAGAGCGAUACUGGGUACUUUCUGGUACUCCCCCAAUCCACGACUUUGGCGCUCUCAAGACCAUCUCUGCCUUCCUCAACUUGCAUCUCGGCGUGGACGAUGAUGCUGAAGGGCAGUCGGUCCAGGUGAGGAAACGCCGCAGGGAACAGACCGCUGUGGAAAAGUUCCACUCCUUCCGCGAGGUCCAUAGUCUCGAGUGGCAUGCUCACCGCCAUCAGAUCGGCCAAUCCUUCUUGGAUCAGUUCGUUCGUCAAAAUAUUGCCGAGAUCGACGAGAUCCCAUCCAGCCAAGAGAUCAGGAAGGUGGACCUGCCUGCAGCUGAGCGUGCCAUCUACUUGGAACUGGAGCACCAUCUUCGUGCACUAGACAUGACCGUCAAGCGAGGCAGGAAGAGCGAAAGCGACCGUGAAAAGCGAGUGGCCCAAGCGCUCGGGGAAAGCAGCACCGCCGAAGAAGCCCUUCUGAAGCGCUGCUCACAUUUCGAGCUCGACUCUUCCGACAAGGAGAACGCCAUGAAAGCGUGCGAGGUGAUCGUCCGCGAGCGGCGCGCGCAGCUCGACAGCUGCAAGGCCGAGCUCGAGAAGAUGAUUGCGGAGGCACUCAGGAAGGAGAAGAAGGUCGGCAAGGUAGAGACCGAGUCGCUCUUCCGCGAGUACAUCCGCGUCACGCGCAACGAGGGCGUCGGCGACGAGGACGCGACGGAGCAGAUGAAGACCCUGCUCGACCAGGCGACCAUCGCUGCGCCCCUUCGGGCGAUCACGAACAGGCAGCUCGACGCGCGCGGUAAGGGCAAGUCGAAGGACGACGGUCUGCCGGAGAGCGUCAAGCGGCUCAUCUGGGAGCACCGCGAGCAGACGCACGAGAUACGCCGUGUGACGAAGGAGCUCGUGGGCCGCGUGCGGUCCUUGCGGUACUUCACUGCCGUCCGGGACUUGCAGAGGCAGGCGGACGUGCCCCCUGUGGUGUCGUGUCCCUCGUGUGGGCGGGAUCAAGUCCCGAUUGAAGAGAUCGCGGUGCUCUCGUCUUGUGGGCAUACAGGCUGCAUCGCGUGUGUGACGGAGCACGCGGAGCGGGAGGAGUGCGUGUAUGCUGCAUCUGGUGCGUGCAAGGCGGCCGCUCGUGUGCUGAACGUUGUCAAGGGCGACACGCUGGGCGUUGACGAUGAGCAGCGCGAUGGGCAGGGCAAGCACUACGGCCUGAAGCUCGAGAAGGUCAUUCACCUCGUCAAGACGGAGAUACCCAAGGAAGAUCGGGUGCUCAUCUUCGUGCAGUUCCCCGACCUGAUGAAGAAAGUCGCCGAGGCGCUGGCCGCGCACGACGUCGCGUUCCUCGAGAUCCGGGGUUCCGCGGCGCAGAAGAGCAAGAGCCUCGAGCAGUUCCAGACGGAGAGCGAGGAGCGCGUGCUGUUGCUGAACGUGAUGGACGAGAGCGCGAGCGGGGCGAAUUUGGCGUCGGCGAAUCAUGCGGUGUUCCUGUCUCCGCUGCUGGCCGCGACGCAAGAUAUCUACGACGCGUGCGAGACGCAGGCGAUUGGGCGGCUGAGGCGGUAUGGGCAGACGAAGCUUGUCAAGAUUUAUCGCUUUCUCAGCGCGAACACGAUCGAUGUUGAGAUUUACGAGCAGAGGGCCGAGGUGAAUGUUUAG